CUAAGAGCAAGGAAUCGUGCAAAGGAGAAAAAUAAUUCGCAGAGAGAUACCUUCAAGAACGGUAGUGGUGGAGGUGGUGGCGAUGGUGGAGAAGGUGGAGAAGGGGUGGCCUUUCCUUUUUUCUGUUUUCUGGUAAUUAAAUCGAUAGUGGUGUCGGUGUUUAUUGGAGUUUGGAGUGAUUCACACCAUACAAUAGAUGCCAUGUAAGAUAGGGGAGAGUUUUAGGUUUUAGGUUUUUUGAAAUCAAACCUUGGGAUUAGGAAGAAGAAAUAUAGAAAUACAGUUACUGAUUUGCUCUGAAGAUGAUGGAUGUGAUCCUUCAUGUCUACGAUGUGACAAACAGUGGUUCUGAUAAGACGAAUAACACCAUUACGCAGAUCAACAAGAUCUUCAAGGAUCGUAUAGGUUUGGGAGGGAUCUUCCAUAGCGCUGUUCAGGUUUAUGGAAAUGAGGAAUGGUCAUUUGGGUUUUGUGAAAAUGACACAGGCGUUUUCAGUUGUCCUCCUACUAAAAAUCCAAUGUACACAUAUCGUGAACGCAUUAUUCUUGGGAAGACAGAUCUUCCUGUCUUCAAGGUGAACCAGAUUCUGCGGGAGCUUAGCAGAGAGUGGCCUGGAAACUCUUAUGAUCUACUAGCGAAAAACUGCAAUCACUUUUGUGAUGAGUUCUGUGAAAGGCUUGGUGUUCCUAAACUUCCAGCUUGGGUUAACCGGUUUGCUCAUGCUGGUGAUGCUGCUAUGGAAGCUGCUGGAAACACUGCAUUACGAUUGAGGCAAGCCAAGACAGAGAUAAUAUCCGCUAGCAAAGUGGCAUAUCGAUUCCUUGCUGGUGUUGGCUCCAACACGCCAGUCAAUCCGGAUUCCCCAAGCAAUUCCAAUAGAGGCUCCCCUAGAUUCCAAGCCAGUUGGUUCAGAAACCUCGUUUCUUCUGUAGGCAACAAGCCAUCAGAUUCUGAACUUGAAGAUCAGGCUGAAGGCACACCCCAACAACAGAAACAACCGAUAGAACAACUGUGACAGAAUUCAGGGUGUGAUGUGUGUGAAGAUUGCUUCUGUGGCAUCAUUUGCUGCAGUGUACUAUUCAUAGACAAUGAUAUAUCAUUCAAUUCUGAACACUGUAAAUUUGGUUUCUUUCCAACUGAAAUGUUUGUUGAAAGAUUAGAUACAUUUAGGUGGUCAUCCAUCAUACAAUUUUCAUGUUACAUUCUGAUGCUUUUGGUUUCACUCAAGUAGAAUUGGUGAUUGGAAUCUGAGCAAUGGGAAGUAGCUGUAAACACAGAAAUGGACUGGAAUGCGUUUGCUGCUAUCCUGUGCUUUAUCUGCCCUUGCUUCAGUAGAGGUCUUUUGCCAUGAAAACCUCCUUCACUAAAUGCUGCAGCAGGAGUGGUAUUGACAUUGUGGCUCAUUGUGGCUCUGGGCAGAAGAUGGACAAAUCACCUUGCGUCUUGUAAGUCUCAGAAUCUGAACAAUGUGUAUGUGACCAAAUUGCUUGGAUUUUAUUAGAGAUUUAUAUAAUCAAGGCUGUUCAUCAAGUGGACUGGGAGGCAUGCCAGCAAAGUUUUUCUCCGGAAAUAUCAGUAUGACAUUUUGUUUUGAGUUCUUGGGAAUAUCUGUUGACUUUUAUUCUUCUUCCCCCAGCAUAUUAUCUACCUGGUCUGACAGCAGAGAUCAUAUGGGUAUGGGUCCUGUAGAACCUUGCGUGGAACUUGAAGCUGGUUUCAGGUUUCAUAUUUAUAAUUUGGCUCAAGGCAAUGAAUGGGAGCUAGGGGUAGAAGUGGAGUGGUAUUGAGUAAUACAUUUAUUUUUUGAUAAUGUAUAGCAUAUUUGGUUUUA
Messenger RNA from Macadamia integrifolia, 1832 nucleotides. RefSeq names its product deubiquitinase DESI2-like. The coding region runs from base 303 to 1016 and encodes 237 amino acids. Gene Ontology annotation, molecular function: deubiquitinase activity. The record is from RefSeq and is a predicted model, not a curated record. Gene Ontology annotation, biological process: protein deubiquitination. The transcript has 4 exons. Lineage: Eukaryota; Viridiplantae; Streptophyta; Magnoliopsida; Proteales; Proteaceae.